AUGAAGAGGGCUAUUUCAACCGACCCGGGCGACGGCGGAGUAAUGUGCGACGGAUGGUUUCGCACCGGGGAUCUGGCACGGGUCGAUACCGACGGAAAUUACAUCGUCGACCGCGCGAAGGACAUGAUCGUGCGGGGCGGAUUCAGCGAUCUACCACGCGAAAUCGAAGAGGUUGCUACUCACCCAGCCGUCUCACUCGUCGCCGUCGUCGGGGUGCCGGACACGAGCCUCGGCGAAAGUUGUAUCGCCUACGCGAUCCGAGCCGAG
Messenger RNA from Mesorhabditis spiculigera, 267 nucleotides. The record is from the annotation of a GenBank genome assembly. Lineage: Eukaryota; Metazoa; Nematoda; Chromadorea; Rhabditida; Rhabditidae.